AUGAACAAAGGGAAAGAACAGGAAUAUAUAUGUUGCAUUCCAUUCCAUAAUUCAGGACUCGCAAAGGAUAAAAAAGAACCCACUGGAGAAAAAGAUAUAUGUAUAUGUAAAGUUUUACUUAAAGAACCAAUUAAAAAUGAUACAACUGUUCAAGGGCUUGAAAAUUUCGUAUUUACUGAAAUAUUAAUGAGCGAAGGCUCGAUGAUAUCUAGGAAUAUGUCCUUAACAUAUAGUAAACUUCAGACUUUUGAACCCUAUAACAUUCCUGGAAUUAAAAAAAUCAAUAUUUGGUACAGUCUGAUUAAAUUACUUACAGGUAGCAACGUAUUUGUUGAAUCGAUGGAAGCUAAGAUGGAUUAUGGGUAUUGGCAAUUCGAUAUUCAAGAUUCCAGUCGAUGUUCUUUAGUAUUCCAGGUAGAAUCCGAAUAUAUAGUCAAAAAAUUAGCCGAGAUAUCAUUUACACCAGUAGAGAACGCCGAGGUAGAUUUAUUUGAUUUGACAAAUCGUUUAUUUCAAAGAUUGAAUAAAUUGAAUGAGGCGUACCAAAAACUAAUGAAGCAAUCUAUCACAUUGAAAACUGAAUUGUCAACUUUAUCUUCUGAACGGGCUAUUCUAGAGAGAAUUUUAGAGGAACGGGAUAAAAAGACUAGAACAAUAGUGGUUGAGUUAUUGAAUGAGAAAAAGAAAAAAAUCUUUCAACUAGAGCAGAUUAUUGAAAAUAAUGGCCUUGAAACCCUUUUACCAGAGAGCAAAUCUGAUUCAGAGGUUAUAAAUACCCAUAUAGUUGAUGCCGUGAACGAACUAAAUUCUCCUGGAAAGAGAAGGAGAACUGGAAGUAGAAGAAAGAAUUAUAAGGAUGUCAAAAGAAAAUUAAAAUAUGAAGAAGAUCGUGAAAAUAUAAAUGAUACAAAACCGAUGACCGGGCUUCCUGAAUUUUCGCCGGAAUUUAAUUUUUAUGGGAUAUCAAAAACACCUAUUGAAGAUCCAAACAUUUACCUUCGAGAAAACGUAGAACCUCUAGUAAAGGUUGAACCAGGUGGGGAACCUCUUGAAGAUACAACCGACAUAAAAUAUGCUAUGAAUAAUUUAAUAAAUUCAACUGACAUGUCGGAUUUUGAGUCUGAUGUUAAUACCGACACAUAUACCGAGGCCAAAGACCCCGAUCCAAGCGGUACAGAUAAAAAUCCUAUCAAUGAAACCGACAAAACAAGCGUGCAUAAUAAAGGAAAUAUUUCAACAUCUGACAGUGAAAUUGAAACCGAAACGAGUGAUUUUUAG
Maudiozyma saulgeensis is the source of this 1278-nucleotide messenger RNA. The record is from the annotation of a GenBank genome assembly. NCBI's taxonomy places the organism in Eukaryota, Fungi, Ascomycota, Saccharomycetes, Saccharomycetales, Saccharomycetaceae.